Gavialis gangeticus (Gharial) is the source of this 7451-nucleotide messenger RNA. It is a transcript of the gene PCNX2, whose product is annotated as pecanex homolog 2 (Drosophila). Gene Ontology annotation, cellular component: membrane. NCBI's taxonomy places the organism in Eukaryota, Metazoa, Chordata, Crocodylia, Gavialidae. Bases 34 to 6504 code for a protein of 2156 amino acids. The transcript is spliced from 35 exons. The record is from RefSeq and is a predicted model, not a curated record.
GCGCAGCAUCUUUGGAGCCGGGUGAGGGCGGCGAUGGUGUCCCAGGCGGUGCAGCUGCUGCGGCAGGGCGUGUGGGCGGCGCUGACCGGCGGCUGGUACCACGACCCGGAGCACAGCACCUUCACCAACAGCUGCCACCUCUAUCUGUGGCUCUUCUUGCUGAUGCUGCCGCUGGCGCUGCACCUGGCUUUCCCACCAAAUGCAGUAACAGUUUUUAUAUACUGCAGUUCUGUGACUGUGUUCUUCACGAUAAUAAAGGUGAUCAGUUAUCGUCUGCAUGUGAUGUUUGAUAAAGGAGAAGUAAUUCAACAAAGGAUCUCAAGAAAGAAUGGAAGACAAAGUAAAGAUAAAGAGGCCACAACAGAAAAUGUAGGUCAGCACUCUACUCUUCGCAGAAACAAAAGAGAUAAUGCUAAAAUUGAAGAAUUCAGACGAAAUGAUUCAACUCCAACAAUCCGUGGCAGUUCGAGAGUACAGGCUAUACACUCGCACCACUCUUCAGGGGUUUUGGAACUGCCAGCCCGUGAAACUGUUGAGGAUCUCAAAGGAGUUAUGGUGUUAGAAGAUCAAGCUGUUCCACCAGUUACAUCUACUUCACCUGAUGUCAAAGCAGAUACAUUACCUGUUUCUACAGCCCUUAUGACAAGUUCUACCACCUCAGCGAUAGUGACAAAGCCAGUGACUGUGGAGACAUUUACUACUAAUGGAACAAAAGAAAAAGAAAAUAAAGUGCAGCCCUCCGUUCCCCAUACAUCAGAAGAUAUUCUUGUGUAUACAGAUAUGGCUAAAAAUUUGUCAAAUAUAUCUCUGUCACAAUGUGAUGGUUUAAGAAAUGGCUUUCCUCUGGAGCCAUGGGGCAGUGAAAAUUCAGUUAUUUCAGAGCAUUUAAGUAAUCCAAAAAAUAACAAGAGAGAGAAAUUGUCAGAUGGGUCAUCUUAUGAAAGCUUCAGUAACAACUGUCCACAGUGUACUGCAAUUGCAGCCAAAGAGACUGAUGAUCACAGGGAAAAUUCUUGUAACCUAGAUAACACUAAUGAGGAUCUUGAUUAUUCAGAUGGUGAAGUUGCUGUUGCUCUUGUUGACAGCUCUCAGCCUGGAGACCAACUUAGUCUACAUGAACCCAUUAAAAUAAUAAUCACUAUGAGUAGUGCUCCAAACACUGCGAAUGAUUUAGAAGGUUCUGUUCACCUGAAGGUAUUAAGCACUGAGAAAACCAGCUCAAACCCAGACUCUAGUGCAGCUACAGAAAAUCUGAACAGUCAGCAGAAUAACGAACAGCUCAAAAUUCCCAUUAUAACUUUUGAAUUUUCUGAUGGCAGUAGAGGUAAUGUUUAUCCAGAAGCCAGUGAGAGUGAAAGAACUUCAGAGCAUUUAAAGGUUGAUAUAUCAUCCAACCAGUGUUCAGGCUACGAAUCUGGUGAUCAGGACAAUGCUGGAAAGGAACAAAGCAAUCCUGCAAAUACACCCAUAGAAACUAACACUUGCUUAGGUCCAAAUCUGGAAGAUGUUUCUGAGAAUUUGCCAGUCACAGCUCUUAAUUCUAAAGAAGAUCAACUAAACCUUGAUCCAGUAUCUCGUAAAACUCCCCAUGAAAAGAGACAUGUUCGUGUGCUGAGUGUAGACAGUGGGACAGACAUUCUUUUAAGUAAGAAUUCUACAGAAAUCGUUAGUGAUAAAGAGAAGGCUUUACCAACCUCUAAAUCUGACCUAGAAGCCAAAGAAGGACAGACACCUAACGAAUCCAACUUCCUGGAAUUUGUCUCUUUACUGGAAUCCAUUAAUACCUCAAAGAUGAAGGCAUCCAAUCAAUCCAGUGUCAAAACAGAGACUAUGAAGGAUAAUGGAUCUGUUGGAGAUAGCCAGGCAACAGAGAAGAAAGAAGAAAUGAUGGAAAUGGAAAAGCACUGCGAGUAUGUUCCUAAAUGGGAAAGAUCAGAUGUACAAAGUCAAGAUCAUGCUAGGAGUAGUCCAGUGUUACCAGAAUCUGGCAAAUUUACAGCACUUUACCAGGGCAGCAGGCAAAGGCAGAUAAUCUACCGGGUAACUUCCCAGCAAGAUAGCUCUGUCUUGCAAGUUAUAAGCGGACCUGAGGCUUCCAUGCAAGAUGAGAUAUCUGUGGAUGCAAUGCAUGUUUUCAUAGAUGAGAAUGGGGAAAUUAAAUCCUGUUAUUUAAAGGCUGGCAGUCAGAAAGAAGGACAUUUUCGACAUCAGACAUCAAAUUGUGAUUGCAUUUCAAAUGCUCAAGUGAUGGCCAUUUCAGAAUUACAUGAUAGGCUUCAAAGGCCUAUGACCAUUUCCACUCAGUACUUCACCUCACAUUCAGAAAGUGAAAUACAAUUCAGCUCCUCUAGUACUACCACUUCAGAGAGUCAGGAACCAUCUUCAGGUGAUCAAGCAGCAAGUGCACUCCAGCAGCAGCUUCUACUGAUGAUGGCUCGAAGAACCCUUUCAGAAACACCCAGGCAUCUGAGUCAGGACCUCGAGGACUCUUCAUGUUCUUCAGCACAACGAAAAUUUAACAGGCAGUUUUACAAAUUUAUUGUAUUUCCUGGGAAGUGGAUUAAAGUCUGGUAUGAUCGACUAACCUUAUUGGCUUUGCUGGACCGGACUCAAGACAUUAAGGAGAAUGUGUUGGCUGUUAUUCUAGUAGUUCUUGUUUCUUUUCUUGGAUUCCUAACACUGAACCAAGGCUUUUGUAAAGAUAUUUGGGUCCUCUUGUUCUGUCUUGUUAUGGCCAGUUGCCAGUAUUCCCUUCUAAAGAGUGUUCAACCUGACCCUGCCUCACCAAUCCAUGGACACAAUCAAAUCAUAACAUACAGCAGACCUGUAUAUUUUUGUAUAUUGUGUGGCCUUAUUUUGCUGCUAGAUGGUGGAUCAAAAGAUAAAAAUCCUUCAAUAUACACAGUGUACGGCUUGCAACCCUUUUCGCCUGGAUCUCUCCGAACAGCCAGAGACCAUAUAAUAGUGUUUUUGUAUUGCUUCCCUGCAAUUUCUCUUCUUGGCCUAUUUCCUCAGAUCAACACUUUUUGUAUAUAUGUCUUGGAACAAAUAGACAUGUUGCUUUUUGGUGGUUCAGCCGCUGCUGGAUUGGUAUCUGCACUGUAUGGUAUUUCUCGAAGCUUUGCAGUUCUGGUUGUACUAUCCACUUUCUGCUUUAGUGCAGUGAAGGAACCAUGGGAUGCUCAGCACAUUCCAGCAUUGUUCUCUGCUUUCUGUGGCCUUUUAGUUGCACUUUCUUAUCACCUUAGCAGGCAAAGCAGUGAUCCAUCUGUUCUUAUGUCACUUGUUCAAUGUAAAUUUUUUCCUCACUUACUACGUCAAAAUUUGGAAGACUCAUCAAUAGAUCCACUUCCAGAGAAGAUGAGAGAAUCAGUGAAGGAAAUCUUGAAAUCAGAUCUCAUUGUCUGCGCAGUAGCUGCUGUUCUGUCAUUCGCAGUCAGUGCCAGCACAGUGUUCCUGUCAUUAAGGCCGUUCCUCAACAUAGUGCUAUUUGCAUUAGCGUGGACCGUGGGAUUUGUAACACAUUACAUACUUCCUCAGCUCCGAAAACACCAUCCUUGGCUGUGGAUUUCGCAUCCCAUACUUAAAAACAAAGAAUAUCGGCAGCGGGAAGUGAGAGAUGCUGCUCAUUUAAUGUGGUUUGAAAGACUCUAUGUAUGGCUUCAGUGUUUUGAGAAAUACAUCCUGUAUCCAGCAAUAAUAUUGAAUGGCCUCACCAUCGCUGCUUUUUCAAUUACCAAACACAAGAAAUUUGGUACACACUGUGAUAUUAUCCUGAUAACAGUUGCUGGAAUGAAGCUACUUCGGUCCUCAUUCUGUAAUCCUAUUAAUCAAUUUGUUACUUUAAGCUUCACUAUAGUUUUCUUCCACUUUGACAAUGGAGAGAGCUCAGAUGACUUCUUGCUGAAUUUCUUCAUGAUGUCCAUUGUGUUUCACAAGCUGUGGGACCUAUUGCAAAAAUUGCAGUUCAUCAUGACAUAUAUUGCUCCCUGGCAGAUUGCUUGGGGGUCUUCGUUUCACGUGUUUGCUCAGCUCUUCGCAAUACCUCACUCUGCUAUGCUUUUCUUUCAAACUCUGGGCACCGCGAUCUUUUCUGCUCCACUGAGUCCGUUUCUUGGUAGCGUCAUUUUUAUCACAUCAUAUGCCAGACCAGUCAAGUUCUGGGAGAAAAACUACAACACAAGAAGAGUGGACCAUUCCAAUACAAGACUGGCAAUCCAGAUUGAAAAGGACCCAGGAAGCGAUGACAAUAAUCUCAACUCCAUUUUUUAUGAGCAUCUGACCAGAUCUCUGCAGGAGUCUCUUUGUGGAGAUUUGAUUCUUGGCCGCUGGGGAAACUACAGCACAGGAGACUGUUUUAUUUUGACAUCAGAUUAUUUAAAUGCCUUCAUUCACUUGAUCGAAAUUGGAAAUGGCCUUGUUACUUUCCAGCUCAGAGGACUUGAAUUUCGAGGGACAUACUGCCAGCAGAGAGAAGUGGAAGCUAUAACAGAAGGAGAUGAAGACAAUGAAGGCUGCUGCUGCUGUAAGCCAGGUCACCUGCCUCACUUGCUAUCAUGCAACGCAGCCUUUAACCUCCGAUGGCUGACAUGGGAAAUAACUCGAACCCAAUAUAUCCUGGAGGGCUAUAGUAUCAUUGAUAACAAUGCUGCAACAAUGCUGCAAGUGUUUGACCUGCGAAGAAUACUCAUCAGAUAUUACAUAAAGAGCAUAAUAUACUUUACAGCUAGUUCGCCCAAAAUCUUAGACUGGAUAAAAGAUGAAUCAAUCCAGAAGAUACUACAACCCUAUGCCAAAUGGCAUUACAUUGAACGUGACCUUGCACUGUUCAACAUUAACAUCGAUGAGGAUUAUGUUCCAUGCCUUCAAGGAAUAACCAGAGCUAGCUUCUGCAGUGUUUAUCUAGACUGGAUUCAGUACUGUGCCAGAAAAAGAAUAGAGCAUCUGGACAGUGAUGAAGAUUCUCCUUUAGUAACACUUUCUUUUGCCUUAUGUAUUCUGGGGAGGCGAACUCUGGGAACAGCUGCCCACAAUAUGGCCAUCAGUUUAGAUUCCUUUCUUUAUGGCCUCCAUGCUCUAUUCAAAGGAGAUUUUCGAAUAACAGCAAAAGAUGAAUGGGUGUUUGCAGACAUGGACCUACUACAUAAGGUUGUUGCUCCUGCAAUCAGGAUGUCCUUGAAGCUACAUCAGGACCAGUUCACCUGUCCAGAUGAGUAUGAGGAUCCAGCAGUCCUGUACGAAGCAAUCCAGGCUUUUGAGGAGAAGGUUGUAAUUUGUCAUGAGGGUGACCCUGCCUGGCGCAGUGCUGUACUUUCUAACAGAGAAGAGCUGCUUACCUUGAGACACGUUGUAGAUGAAGGGACAGAUGAAUACAAAGUUAUUAUGCUCCACAAAAGUUACCUGAGCUUCAAAGUUAUCAAGGUAAACAAGGAAUGUGUCCGAGGGCUUUGGGCUGGGCAGCAACAGGAGCUGAUAUUUUUGCGCAAUCGUAACCCAGAGCGAGGCAGCAUCCAGAACAAUAAACAGGUCCUGAGGAACUUGAUUAAUUCUUCAUGUGAUCAGCCACUGGGAUAUCCAAUGUAUGUUUCCCCUUUAACCACCUCAUACCUGGGCACACACAGUCAGCUGAGGAAUAUUUGGGGUGGACCUAUCAGUUUGGACAACAUUAAAACAUGGUUCAGAUCCAAGUGGUUAAGAAUGCGAAAGGACUGCCAUGCCAGUCACAAUAGUGGAGGUAACAUUGAGGAGGUGGAUAGUGGUGGCGGAUCUUCAUCUAGCAACCAUUCAACAAGAAAUUCAAGCCAGAGUAGUAGCUCGCAGAACACAAGGAAUGAAACACCGCAAUUGCAGCCUUCUCCACAUGGUGCUUAUCAGCAUGCAGGCAGAAGAAAACCCAGGAGUCAGUCUGCUCAGAUGCAUGCUGCCUUAACCCAGCGACCGCCUGUUUCAAGUCAUUCUGAACCAAUUGUAGAAAGCUGCCAGCCUUUUAUUCGAGCUUCCACAUCUGCACAUGAAAUUGCUCAAAGGCUUUCUGGCAGUCAGCUCUCCUUCCACAAUUCUAUGACAUCUGUAUUUUCUCAACCCCCUGCCAUUCCUGCCGCUGGCCAGCUGGCUGUUCAGGAUCAAGCUGGAGCAAUGUUCAGGUCUGGUCUGACCUCCUCAACCAGCUCUACGCUCAGCCUUCUGUUCGGCAAAAGAAGUUUUUCAAGUGCUUUGGUCAUUUCUGGGCUCUCAGCUGCAGAUGGAGGUAACACCAGUGAUACCCAGUCAUCCAGCAGUGUCAAUAUUGCCAUGGGUCCAUCUGCUAGAGCAGCAAGUCAAGCAACACGGCAAUUCUCUGAGACGUGUGAAGCAAUGGAUACUACUGAAUCGAGACCCCGGAGAGAGCUAGGCCCUGCCCAUGCCAUUUUCAUGGCUCAGAACCUGGAAUGCAGGAGGGCUAGCCAGGAGGAUAUGGCCCUGGAGGACACAGCCUCUCAGCACAGCUUGUCAGAAGAGCAAUAAAGAAAACUCCUACUUAAAGGACCAUGCAUUCCUUAAAAUUCAAAUAGACAUGGCUAGGUCAGUCAGCUGCAGAUGGUUUUAUUUUUCAGAUAUAACAACAAACCUCAAAACAUUUAUUUUUCUAACUUCUGAGAGAGAAUACCAUUGGGGCAGAGGUUCUUCAGUAAAAAGUCUUGGCAGGUGGGGAUGGAAGGACCUUCAAAGAGUUUCAGGAUGUCCUAAAAUGCAGUGCCACUUCAUCUCAGGUUCUUGUAAUUAUUAGAACAACCAAUAAAAUCUGACUGCCAUUCCUUCCCCUGCAGAGGUGCUGACACUUCUGGUGGAAUUUUAUAAGUGGUCAGAAAGAAUAAUGUUUGGAGUUGGGAGUGAACACAACUGAAAAUCUUAAUGCAACUCGGUGAAAAUCCCAUAGACAUCUGUUUCCUGCCAUAACUAAAAAGAUGACUGCAUGUUAAAUAAUUGACAUUUUAUACAUAAUGUAUCACAAAGACAAAUUUUGAAUAGGAGUAAUGAAUAUGUAAUAGAACUGUACAGUGACUGUAAUAUUAGAGCUGUAUCUAAGAAUUUUUAAUAGCAAACCUAUUUUUUUCUUUUCUUUCAUGUGUUACACAGGUAGUAAUUAUGUGUAGCAACAUAUUAAUACAGUGUGCAUGCAGCCAUAUUGAAAUAAUGUAUGAAUGAGCCAGACUGCACAUUGCUAUAAGGCAGGUUUUGAAAAAAAAAAAUAUAGCCAGUGCAUGGAAAGCCUUCACAAAGCAUAUAUGGUGCUCCUUAUUUGAAAACAAAGCAGUUUUACUUAAAAGGCUGCUCUUACAUAUAAUUACGCACUCCUGUUGCAUUUACAGGAAUGCAUGCCUAUUUCUGAAGCCUAUAGCAGGUCCUUAAUGUACUGUAGAACAUAACACACAUGCUCCUCAUUUUUUUUGUAAUUAAAAAAUUUCCAGCUA